Molecule: messenger RNA, 1071 nt
Organism: Urocitellus parryii (Arctic ground squirrel)
Lineage: Eukaryota; Metazoa; Chordata; Mammalia; Rodentia; Sciuridae
Source: RefSeq, a predicted model, not a curated record
AUGACCUCCAGCAUCUCCAUCCUCUUUAAACAACAUAUCCAGGCCAGGCAGCUAGUAGUGAUCAAUACUCCUCCUGAAAGCUAUAAUCCUUUGAAGAACCUUAAGAAAACCUUUAAUGACACCUCUGCCUAUGUAGCUUUUCGCUCCAAGCAGAACAUGGAUUACGCCUUCCUCAUGAACUUUGCUACCAACCACUCUGACUACUUCCUGAUGCUUGAAGAUGAUGUAAAAUGUGCCCCAGAAUUUGUCACCCAGAUUGUCACCACACUCUCUGCCUGGGAAAGGAAAUUUUGGGUGAUUCUGGAGUUCUCUCAGCUGGGCUUCAUUGGAAAACUCUUUCACACGAAAGACCUCCCUUAUUUUGUUCGUUUCCUUCUCCUCUUUUACCAAGAAAGGUCCUGUGACUACCUUUUGUCCCAUUUUCGUGACCUUCGCAUGCAGCAAAAACCAAUCCGAUUUUCCCCCUCCCUUUUUCAGCAUGUGGGCAGUUACUCAUCCUUUGACGGCAAAUUCAAUAUCCUCAAAGAUAAAGAAUUUGAGGACGAUGACAUUGGCCUUCCCAGUAACCCUGCUGCCACCAUUUAUACCAACCUUAAUGUCAUCAAUAACUCUCUCCUCAUGAAUGCCUACAGCUUUGAUAAAAAUUUCUUUUAUAGCAAAGAGGUUAAGGCUGGCAGCCAUGUGACUGUGAUUUUGGACAGGCCUGCUACAGUGUAUCGAGUUCAAGUGCUGACUGGCUCUAAAGUAAAGAGGAGGAAUCAGCUAAAAGAAGGGCAAGUAGAACUGGGCUAUGAUUCUACCAAUCUGAUCCAUGACUGCGAUGACUAUAUUCUUCUGGGGAUGCUAGAAAAUGGCAUCUUGAAUAAGCAAGUAUUAUCCGAAGAUUCUGGGAAGAAGGUGAAAUGUGUGAGAUUGCUUGUAACAGCCACUUUACCCUGUGGAUUAAUAGUCAGAAACAUCAAUCUCUGGGUUAAAGAAAAUGUAAAUAAUAUACAAAAAGCCAUUGGGGUUUCUGGGAGUGAGCAGGUUGGAAGUAGAGUCUACAGAGAUAACAGAACAUUAAAGUCUUAA